AAACUAUGUCUCCUCACUGCUGAGAGUGACGGAGGAGUUGAAGGAGAAAACAGAGGUCAGAAUAAGGACGAGGAAGACAGUGAAUCAACGCUAACAAGAGUAAAGGAUUCACUGAACGACAUCAUCGUCUUCUGUCAUCAAAGUUGUCAGAACCUUGACCAGCCACAGAGAGAGUCUCUCUGGUUUCCACUUCUGGACUCCAUGAUGGCUUCUCAGAAACAAGUGAAAGGCCACAAUGCCAAACACAUCUCUGACGUGCUAAAGGAGCUGACGAUGGAGGUUCUCAACUGUAUGAGCAGCUUUAUUUCUUUGCCUGCCAUAAUUCAGCAAAUAUUGCAGGACCCCGUCUAUGGCAGAGGGAAGUUAGCAGAGAUUCAAGGCCUCAUUCUGGGGAUGCUGGACACUUUUAACUAUGAGCAGACAUUACUCGAAACAACCACCAGUCUGUUGAACCACGACCUCCACUGGUCCCUGGCUCACCUACGUGCUGCCGUCACACGAGGACUCCACCCACGUCAAGACUACUGUAACAUCUGCCUCCAGCACUACAAGAGGAGGCAAGAUUCAGCAGAGGAGAUCAUUGUGUUCAGCUGUGGCCACCUGUACCACUUUCAGUGCCUGCAGCAGAAGAACUGUGGGUGGGGAUCUGCUGCAGAGGUCCAGCAGCGGUGGAGGUGCUACAAGUGUUCCUCCAGUCAGGGAGGAAGGAGUGGAAUUUCCUCUGAACCAAAGAGAAGCCGCAGCACAUCUCUUGCUCAGACUCAUCUUACAUCAGUGCAUCAUGACGGAGGAGCGGUGGCUCACAGGAAGAAGGUGUUUGUUGAGGCAACGUUGGACCUUCAGCAGGAGCAGUCCUGGGAUCAGAUACGUUCUUUAUACCAAGGACCAUCCAGGUUGUCUAUCCUUUCAGAGCUCUCCCACGGUCACAGCCAUGGGAAAACUGGCUUUCUAAACACAGCACUAUCAGGAGCAGAGAGUUUCCAGCUAAAACUCUCUCCUCCCCCUCUUUUUGAAGAAUAGCACCAUGACCCGUUGAGGGGGGAAAAAAAUGUAUUUCAUUUGUCCUGAUGUCUUUGUAUGAUUGGUUAACGGCAGAAUCUACUUGAGUGGAAAUUGUAGUUGUCCACUGCUUUUUUUAUAGUGUAUGAUCUGAUGUUGUAUUACUUUCCAAAUGUUUGUUUUAAAAAGCUGUUUAAUAUAGAUAAUAUUGACUCUGAUAAUUCUAAUCAGUGCACUUUUAAUUUCAUCAGUUGUUGAUGUACUACAGCUCGCUGAACCUUUGUAACAUAACCAAGAAUCACCUAACAGAACUGCAAAGAAUGUCAACGCCUUAUUUUGCUUUAACAUUCAGGAUUGUUUAUUUACCUGGAGGUACAAGAUGCAUCUCACACUACAGCCAGACUGGCUGUUGAGAUUCUGAACUCAACAAAUUCAAUCAUUUUAAUAAGGAACACUCAGUGGAGGCCUGUUUUGCACUAAGAGGGAGUUUCGUUUUAUUUUUAAAGAACAGGACAGGUAAUUUACCUUGAUGAUGGUUAGUCUAUAUUAUCUAGUUUUAUGGGUUACUGGAUUCUUAAAAGUAACCUGCUUUAAACUCUGAGUUUUGAGACUUUUCAGACAGAAAACUGGAAGAAAUCAAAAUCCAGUUUAUUAGAUGGUUAUCACUGAACCCAUUUUUUGUUGUUUAAAUUUCACCUUUUUCAUGAAAUCCAGAUUUAGUGAGUUUACUGUUUGAACGAGCUACAAAGGAGGAUUUUUGACGUUGUGCUCUAAAUAUUUGGUGACUCCGCUAAAUAAAUCAACAGACAUGCUGUAUUAACCUUA
Messenger RNA from Acanthochromis polyacanthus (spiny chromis), 1824 nucleotides. Its product is annotated as vacuolar protein sorting-associated protein 8 homolog. Gene Ontology annotation, biological process: endosomal vesicle fusion; protein targeting to vacuole. Gene Ontology annotation, cellular component: late endosome; CORVET complex; early endosome. The coding region runs from base 202 to 1020 and encodes 272 amino acids. NCBI's taxonomy places the organism in Eukaryota, Metazoa, Chordata, Actinopteri, Pomacentridae. The record is from RefSeq and is a predicted model, not a curated record. The transcript is spliced from 9 exons.